AUGGACGCAAAUCAGCUCUUGACAAAUACCCUCUCGCCGGAUACGGCCAUCCGUACCGAUGCCGAACAAAAGCUCGAGGCUGCCGCCCGCGAUAGCUACCCGGUCUACAUGAGCACCCUCGCCGCAGAGUUGGCCAAUGAAGCAUCUCCCUCGCAUAUCCGAACCGCUGCUGGUCUCGCCGUCAAGAAUGCACUCACCGCACGCGACCAAGCUAGGGUGGAAGAGUACACCGCACGAUGGACCAGCUUGCCGCAACCCAGCCGCGAUGACAUUAAGCAAAAAGUGCUCAGCACCCUCGGCAGCCAGGAGCACCGCGCCGGUACCGCAGCUGCUCAGGUCAUUGCCGCCAUCGCUGCCAUCGAGCUGCCUGUCGGCCUGUGGAACGAGCUCAUUUCACAGCUCCUGGGUGCCAUGGGCGAUGCUAGCAACAUGCGUCUUCGACAAGCCGCUCUUCAGGCCAUCGGCUUCACCUGCGAAGGCAUCAGCUCCGACGUCUUGGCAGCUCAGUCCAACGAGAUUCUCACCGCCGUCAUCCAGGGCGCACGCAAGGAGGAGCCAUCGCCAGAGGUCCAGCUGGCUGCGCUCCAGGCGCUCUACAACUCGCUCGAGUUUGUCCGUGCCAACUUUGACCGCGAAGGCGAACGCAACUACAUCAUGCAGGUCGUUUGCGAAGCCACUCAGAGCCCCAACAUUUCCGUCAAGGUCGCCGCCUACGAAUGCCUCGUCCGAAUCAUGCAGCUCUAUUACGACAAGAUGCGCUUCUACAUGGAGCAGGCCCUCUUUGGCCUCACCGUGCUUGGCAUGCGCGACUCGGAACCCAAGGUGGCGUUGCAGGCUGUCGAAUUUUGGUCUACUGUCUGCGACGAAGAGAUCGAGUUGGCUCUGGAAGCCGAAGAGGCAGCCGAGUUUGGCGAGGAGCCCGAGCGCGUCUGCUAUAACUUUGCCCGCAUCGCUCUGCCAGACAUUGUACCCGUGCUGCUCGAGCUGCUCAAGACCCAGGACGAGGAUGCCGACGAGGACGAGUGGGAUGUUUCAAAGGCGGCCGGUACCUGCGUUGGCCUCCUUGCUCAGGUGGUCGGCGACGACAUUGUGCGCUUGGCAGUUCCCUUUGUCGAGGGCAACAUCAAGAACCCGGACUGGCACGCGCGUGAAGCUGCCGUCAUGUGCUUCGGCUCCAUCAUGGAAGGCCCCGACCGCAAGACGCUCGCUCCUUUGGUUGAAUCGGCGCUCCCAACCAUCAUCGAGAUGCUCCGCGACGAGAGCAUCGCUGUCAAGGACACUGCCGCAUGGACUCUCGGACGCAUUUCGGACCUCUGCUGCGACUCGAUCAAGACCGACGUUCAUCUGCCCGCGCUCGUUCAGGCGCUCGUGCUUGGACUGCAGGACGAGCCUCGCAUCGUCACCAACUGCUGCUGGGCGAUCAUGAAUUUGUCCGAGCAGCUGGGUGCCAACGCCCAGUCCUACGACAAUGCAGGUGAGCCCACCGACGCCGGCGCAGUUGCGACAACGCCGCUCUCGCCCUUCUUUGAGGGAAUCGUCGGCAGCCUGCUCCAAGCCACUGGCCGCAGCUCCAACGAGUCCAACAGUCGCACUUCGGCCUACGAGGCGUUGGCCAGCUCCAUCACCCACUGCGCCGCUGACUGCCUUCACCAGGCUAGCAACGUCUUGGUGCAGAUUCUCGACCGACAGCAGCAGCUCAACGAGGUGGCAGGUCAGCUUGUCGGCAUGGACGACCGCAACAACUGGGCCGAGCUGCAGGGCAACCUCUGCAGUGUCUUGAUGGCUUGUGUCCGCCGCCUCGGUCGCGAGACGUUACCCCUGGGUGACCGCAUCAUGACCAACCUCUUGACUUUGAUCCAAAACGGCGGCAAGCAGCCCACAGUGCUCGAAGAUGCCUUCUUCACCGUCGGCGCCGUCAUUGCUGCAUUCGAAGCCGAGUUUGAAAAGUAUCUCGGCGCUUUCCUGCCGUUUAUGGUCGAGGGUCUGCGCAACCACGAGGAGUAUCAGCUGUGCUCGAUCAGCGUUGGCCUUAUCGGCGACAUUUGCCGUGCCCUGGGUGAAAGCUCGGCCAAGUACUGCGACGACUUCAUGAAUGCGCUCUUUGCCAACUUGCAGUCGCCUCAGCUCAACCGCAGUGUCAAGCCGCCCAUUCUGUCGUGCUUCGGUGACAUUGCCAUGGCCAUUGGCGCUGCGUUUGAGAAGUACCUGCAGAUGGCCAUGUCGGUAUUGCAGCAGGCUUCGUUGAUCCAGACGGUGGACCCGAACGACUACGAUAUGAUCGACUACAUCAACUCGUUGCGCGAGGGCAUCUGCGAGGCGUAUGUGGGCACCGUGUCCGGUUUGCGGGCGGGCAACCGCACCGAGGCGCUGCAGCCGUAUGUCGAGGGCAUGUUUGCGUUUAUUGCGCUCGUGGCACAGGCACAGACGCAGAGCCAGGCGUCGGAACCGUUGAUCCGCGGUGCGCUGGGUCUGUUGGGUGACAUUGCCAGUGCUUACCCGAACGGGGAGUUGAAGGUCUUGCUGAGUGGCACGUGGGUGGCUGAGUUCGUCAAGGCUGGCAGGGGACGUGGAAACGGCGCCGAGACCAGGAGGACGGCUUCGUGGGCUAGAGAGAUGAUCAAGAAAGCUACAAAGUGA
Messenger RNA from Sporisorium graminicola, 2637 nucleotides. RefSeq lists its product as uncharacterized. Gene Ontology annotation, cellular component: nucleus; cytoplasm. Lineage: Eukaryota; Fungi; Basidiomycota; Ustilaginomycetes; Ustilaginales; Ustilaginaceae. The record is from RefSeq and is a predicted model, not a curated record. Gene Ontology annotation, biological process: protein import into nucleus. Gene Ontology annotation, molecular function: nuclear import signal receptor activity; small GTPase binding. The coding region runs from base 1 to 2637 and encodes 878 amino acids. The transcript has a single exon.